Messenger RNA from Corapipo altera (White-ruffed manakin), 4823 nucleotides. RefSeq names its product hexose-6-phosphate dehydrogenase/glucose 1-dehydrogenase (gene H6PD). Gene Ontology annotation, molecular function: NADP binding; glucose-6-phosphate dehydrogenase activity; 6-phosphogluconolactonase activity. The record is from RefSeq and is a predicted model, not a curated record. Gene Ontology annotation, biological process: pentose-phosphate shunt, oxidative branch; glucose metabolic process; pentose-phosphate shunt. The transcript has 7 exons. The coding region runs from base 741 to 3113 and encodes 790 amino acids. Gene Ontology annotation, cellular component: endoplasmic reticulum. Lineage: Eukaryota; Metazoa; Chordata; Aves; Passeriformes; Pipridae.
CGCGGGAGGGAGGGAGAGAUGCGGGGAUGGAGAGAUGGAGGGAUGCAGGGAUAGGGGGAUGCAGGGAUGCUCGUGGUCCCCGCCGACCCCCGUCCCGUCCCCGGGGUUCCCUGGCGGGCAGAGGUGUUUGCGGGACCCCCGGUCCGUCCCUGCCCCGCGUGGGUACCGCAGGUUCUCCUGCCCCCGCACCCGCGGGACCCGCGUCCCCGCCGCGCUCAGCCCGUCCCGGCUCCCGCUGGCCCCGCCGAUCCCUGCGUGUCCCGGGGAAGCUCCGGCGGGAGGUGCGGGGGGAUGUGACACGCAGCUGUCACAGGUGAGCUCACCCCUCGGGUCCCAGCGCAUUUUGUCACCGUAACCCUGUCCUGCUUUUCCAGGGCUCCGGACGCUGAGCUGCCGUCCCGGUGCUGGGACCAGGGCACCUGGAGUGGGGCUGUGCCAGAACCAGAAGGGCCAAACACUAAUUCCUGCAUCGCCCGGCUUGCUUUUAAUGCAAAACCUUAGGAGCCACAUUUCUGCCUCUCUGCAACUGCCAGCGCUGUUUGCUGGAUUCCUCAAAAAGGGAGCAACCUGCCUUAUCUCUCUUGCUCACCCAGCCACUGGUCAGAGACUCUGCCACACACCAGUCCCUGCAGGAGAAAGAUCUGCACUGGGAAGAAGACACAUUUCCAGCUCCUCUUGCCACUGUGGUCUCUGAAGCUCCUGUGUUACAGUGUUCCUGGGUCCACCCCUUCUCUCCCAAGAUGCUGGGAAGGGUCCUGUGUGCAGCGUUGGUCAUGGGAGCCUUGCAGUCCCUGGCUAAGGCAUCCCAGGGCCACAUCUCCGUGGUCCUGCUGGGAGCCACGGGUGAUUUGGCCAAGAAGUAUUUGUGGCAGGGUCUGUUCCAGCUCUACAUGGACCAAGUGAGCAAUGGCCACAGCUUCACGUUCCACGGGGCCGCACUGACAGCUCAGGAGCCAGGGGAGAGGCUGAUGUUUGAGGUGCUGAAGAAGCUGUCCUGCCCCCCGGACGAGGCUCCCAACAGGUGUGCUGUGCUCAAGGACCAGUUCCUGAAGCUGAGCCAGUACCACCAGCUGAGUAGUGCCGAGAACUACACUGCCCUGAGCAGGGAGAUCGAGGCCCUGCUGCGCCAGGAGGGGCUGAAGGAGGCUGGGAGGAUCUUCUACUUCUCAGUGCCACCCUUCGCCUACACGGAGAUCGCCCGCCACAUCAACAGCAGCUGCAGGCCUCCCCCGGGGGCCUGGCUGAGGGUAGUGCUGGAGAAACCCUUUGGCCAUGACCUGGAGUCGGCCCAGCAGUUGGCUGCAGAGCUGACGGGCUUCUUCAGGGAGGAGGAGAUGUACCGGGUGGACCACUACCUUGGCAAACAGGCUGUAGCCCAUAUCCUGCCUUUUCGAGAUCAGAACCGACAGUUUCUGGAUCCCAUUUGGAACCGACUUCAUGUGGAAAGAGUGGAGAUUGUCCUGAAGGAGACUGUGGAUGCUAAAGGCCGCACCAGCUUCUACGAGCAGUACGGGGUCAUCCGGGACGUGCUGCAGAACCACCUCACAGAGGCCCUGAUGUUCCUCAUCAUGGAGCUGCCAGCCAACGUGAGCAGGACAGAAGAGGUUUUGCAGCACAAGCUGCAGAGCUUCCAGUCCUUGUGGGGCCUGGAGAAGAACAGUGCCGUGCUGGGCCAGUACCAGGCGUACGCCAGCCAGGCCCAGGAGGAGCUGCAGCAGGCACAGGACUACGUCAGCACGACACCAACCUUUGCAGGUGUGCUGAUCCGCAGUGACAGCCUGCGGUGGGAAGGGGUCCCUUUCCUCCUCACCUCUGGGAAGGCUCUGGAUGAACGGGUAGGUUAUGCCCGUGUUCUCUUCAAGAACAGGGCCUACUGCACUCAGAGUGAGACUCUGAGGGAUGCAGGGCACAGCCAGUGUAAAGCCAAGCAGAUCAUCUUCUACUUCGGGCACGGGGCCCUCAAUACCCCUGCAGUGCUUGUGAGCAGGAACCUUUUCCGACCUGUCAUGCCCAAAGACAGUUGGAAAGAAGCCGUGGCCCGGUCGGACCUGCACAUUUUUGGACAACCACUGUCUGAUUACUAUGUGUACAGCCCUGUGAAAGAGAGAGAUGCGUAUUCUGUCCUCAUCUCCAACAUCUACCACGGCAGGAAGGAUUUCUUCAUCACCACGGAGAACCUGCUGGCCUCCUGGGCCUUCUGGACGCCGCUGCUGGACAGCAUCUCCCACCAGCCCCUGCGCCUCUACCCCGGGGGCGUGGAGAACCAGCACCUCCUCGACUUUGAGAUGGUGAGUGGGGGACUGGCAUUCACCCUGGCAGAGCCAGCGGAGCUGCUGAGCCCCACCAGGCACAUGCCAAGUGAUUACAAGGCAAUCCAGUCCAAAUAUCGGCAGAGCCCCCUGGUCUCGGCGUGGUCCGAGGACCUGAUUUCCCAGCUGGCUUCCGACAUGGAGGAGGCAGCAGUCAGGAGCGUGGCACACUCCGGGCAGUUCCACCUGGCCCUCUCAGGGGGCUCAAGCCCAGUGAUCCUGUUCCAGAGGCUGGCAAGGCACCACUACGCCUUCCCCUGGAAGCACACCCACAUCUGGCUGGUGGACGAGCGCUGUGUCCCCCUCACCGACAGCGAGUCCAACUUCUUCAGCCUGCACAGCCACCUCCUGCAGAGCGUCAGGGUGCCCUACUUCAACAUCCACCCCAUGCCCGUGCACCUGAACCGGCGGCUCUGCGUGGAGGAGGACAGAGGCACAGAGCUCUAUGCCAAGGACAUCGUGGCCCUGGUGGCCAAUGCCAGCUUCGACCUGGUGCUGCUGGGGGUGGGCACCGACGGCCACACGGCCUCGCUCUUCCCCCGCUCGGAGAACGGGCUGGAAGGGGCUCCCACUGUGGUGCUGACUGAGAGCCCUGUCAAACCUCACCAGAGGAUGAGCCUUAGCCUACCCCUCAUCAACAAGGCCAGGCGGGUGUUUGUCCUGGUUUUGGGGAAGGGGAAGCACGACAUCACCACCCUGCUGAGCAGGGUGGGCCACGAGCCAACAAAGUGGCCGAUCUCGGGCGUCAGCCCCAGCUCUGGCCAGCUGGUCUGGUACGUGGAUUAUGAAGCUCUACUUGGGUGAUGCCUUCACAGUGUCCCUCCUCCCUUGUCUGCGUGGCCUUUACAGCCUGGAUUUUCCUACACAACGUCCAUGUUUUUCUGUUGCCAGCGGCAGCUUCAUCUCUGACGGGCUCCUCAGAGCUUCUGGGAUAUCCGUGGCCUGCAGCGCCUCUGACAUUUGAGCCUGAAGGGAGCUGGGCUCAGUGUUCAGAGCUCAGGAGGAGCCAGUGCAGCAUUUUUGGCUCUGCCAGGGAUUCUGACUGUGACUUUGGACAAAUUACCUCACCCUGAAGUGCCUCAGUUUUCCUGUAAGGCGUUUUUGCUUAUUGGCAUUUAACUACCUCGCAGGCACUACGGGAGACUUGUUAAAUUACCUGCCAAAUUUUUUAAAAAUUUCAUGUAAUUCUCAGGAUAAGAGGCAAUAAUAACAUGUUCAUCCUGUGCCCUGCUCAGUCUGGCUGGGCCAGAGUCCUUGUCUCAGUGAAAGGAGGGUUGUGUGCACAGGGGUCUGGUGUCAGCCAGGCUCUGACUGUGCCCUCCUGGGAGCACGUUUGGCUUUUGUGCCAUGUGGCCCCUAAAUUCUGACACUGAUUUGUGAGCUCACUGCAGUCCUGAGCCUUUGCAACCUGCCCAGCAGCAGAGGCUGAGUUUAGAAGCACUAAUUUGCUGCUUUCAUUAAGUGGAUGGCUGAUACAGGGGGGAUGGGGAAGGAAGAGAAACUGCUUUUCAGGCUGUUAAAAUAAUGGGGACAGGGUGAGGAAUAUGGCAGCUCACAGAGCUGUUGUUUGCCAACAGUGCAAUAAUUAUUGAGGGAAAAGCUUGGUGUUCAGAGGAGUUGGUGGGUUUAGCUAGCAAAAAAAUGUUUUCUUUAGCUGUCUUUGCCUCAUUCUCUGAAAUUAACUUUUCUCUGUCCUCAGAAUUGAAGCUUGAAGUGUCAUGUGGUGGCUUGUAAAAUUUCUGUGGGAGGCAACUUUAUAAACUCCCAACAUAUCCAUGAGUACAGCACACACUAAGGUGGAUCCACUGUUUGCAGAUGGUGGUGGUGGUGUUUGAACUUGUGGGCACUGACUUACAAGGGAGGGGAUUUUCUCUGUACACAUCCCUUAAGGCACACGGAACCAGCAAAGUGCACCUCUGACAGCACAACAUGAGCUGGUUGUAGAAAUGUGUAGUUCUGCUGCUCACAGGGAGGGUUGGAGACAUCCAGUCCUACCCAUAGACCCCAUUGUCCCCUUCCUAAUCUUCUAAUUUUCACCUUCCCAGGAUGCUGCCACGCACGAGGGGUGCCCUGUGCUUUCAAGGUAUCCCCAAAUGCUCCAUGAUCUCCAGCGGGUUAUUUACCUUUGGAUUAGUGCCUUAACUGGUCUGGUUUGACAGCUGGGGUGGCUGGUUAUCCCUCCUUUGUGGGUGCCUGUGACUAAGUUUGUUCCUGCCUGUGUCCUGGUUGCAGGCAGGAUUAACCUGAGGGUGAAACUAAACCCCAGGGGAGGAGAGGAGAACAGGGAGCAGGAGGAAGGUGAGCUUUGCAGGCUUUGCUGUGGGACUUGCUUGGCCAGUGGAGUCUGGAAUAAGAGCACAUGUCCAGGAGUUCAUUGGAAUAACCCUCUUUGUAGAGGAGUGGUAGCAAACAGUGCUUCCAGAAUGUACCACAGUGGCUGGAACAGCUGUGCUGAGGAACAGGGUUUGGGUCUGGUACAUCCAUCAGUCCCAACAUCAUUUUUUAUUUUUAAAC